Molecule: messenger RNA, 1392 nt
Organism: Tetrahymena thermophila SB210
Lineage: Eukaryota; Ciliophora; Oligohymenophorea; Hymenostomatida; Tetrahymenidae
Product: phosphatidylinositol-glycan biosynthesis class S protein
Exons: 7
Source: RefSeq, a predicted model, not a curated record
AUGAAAAGAAGGGAUUAUUCUUUAUUAAAUUACACACUUUUUAUAGUUUUGGUUGUUAUAAUAGCUUUUUUUAUUAACACUUACAAUCAUGAUCAUGCAGUGAAUUUAGCAGCGCUUCAAACUAAUUAUGAUUAGGUUGUCAGUAAAUUAAAUAUGACAUUAAACUUCAAUUUACCAUAAUAGAUUAAAACUGAAAAGAGAGAAAAAUUGAUAAAGAUACUCGAUGAUUUGUUUAAAAAAUAAUUCUACUUGGAAUUUGACUUAAAAUAGACCUCAGAUGACUAAUUUAUAGUAGAUUUAAUCUGUGAAGAAAGAAGCAAAAAUAUUGAAAUAAUUUCUACUUAGAAAAUUUAAUAUUAUGCUGGAAAUACGUGUGAAAAUUUUGGUUAGCAAUAUCUUAAGGAAUUAAGAAGAGUUAUAUUAACUUUUUCUUCUAAUUUGAUAGAAUACUCAUAUGAAAAAAGGUUUUAUGACAAAGACAUCUUUUUCAAUUUAUACUUUUAUCUAACAUUUGAAUAGACACCUGAGACACCUAAACAACUGCAAGAUUUAAAAAAAUCAAUCACAGAACAAAUUCUUAAAUUUUCAUCUUCUCUUUCUAUUUCAAAAGAGCAAAUCAGAGUAAAUUUAAAAACAAUCCAUCCUGAUGAAUAUGUUAAUUUGAAUGUCAAUUAAGUUUUAUCAUAAGAAAAAACUUCUAUUCAAUUCUCUGCCAUAAAAAAUUUGCACAAUUAAUUGAAAGGAAACUAUCAUAAUAGAAUCAAUUUCAGAGACUAUUACAACAGACAAGUAGUUAUCUUUUUAAAUUAAGCAGAAGCAAAGCUUACAGAUUAAGAUGAAAGCUUAGGAUAUUUUUUGAAUUAUGAAGAUGAUUUAUUUAUCAGUGGAACUAUUGAUAAUUUAAAGAGCAUUUAAACAAUCUUCAACAGAGCUCUUAUUGAGUUAUAUGAGUUAAACGAUAUUUAUCUCUUAAGCGAUUCACUUUAAAAUACUGAAUUAGACCUAAAUCUCAAAUUGAUUUCAACAUAUUUUGUUAAAAGAGAAUACUUCUGCACAUAUUAAGCAUUAUACAACUAAAUAAGCACUAUCAUCAAACUUAGAAAUACAAGAUACAUUAUAUUUGACGAAUAAAGCACCAAAUUAAUUGAUAAGUGGCUAGUCUAAACUGAAUAACUCUUAAAGCUCAAUUACAUUCAAAAUAAAAGCUUCUAAUAAAUAGUUUACUAGUAAGAUGAUUUAAAUAAGAUUGAUGAAAUAGGCUAAUUAAAUUACUUCUCAAACGAAUAUUACAUGGGUGUUUACCUUCCAAUUAUUAUCCCUGUUGCCUAUCCUUACAUCUUAGGAGUUUUGGGAAAAUACAAAGAAAUAAAGCAAGCUAAGAAAGCUAAUUGA